Mangifera indica (mango) is the source of this 1769-nucleotide messenger RNA. Its product is annotated as beta-amyrin 28-monooxygenase-like. The record is from RefSeq and is a predicted model, not a curated record. Gene Ontology annotation, molecular function: iron ion binding; heme binding; monooxygenase activity. Bases 79 to 1527 code for a protein of 482 amino acids. Lineage: Eukaryota; Viridiplantae; Streptophyta; Magnoliopsida; Sapindales; Anacardiaceae. Gene Ontology annotation, biological process: sterol metabolic process. The transcript is spliced from 3 exons.
UUCACUAAAUGUCAAUGGUGUCUGUGUAAAAAGCUAUAAAUUCUAAGGAAAUUUCCUUCAGAAAAACCAACUACAAUUAUGGAGCAAUUCUUCCUUGCACUCCUCUUGCUCUUCGUCUCUUUCGUAACUCUCUCUUUGUCCCUCAUCUUCUACACCCACAACUCUAAGUACUCUCACCCAAAUCUUCCGCCAGGGAAGAUCGGCCUUCCAUUCAUUGGCGAAACCCUCCACUUCUUAUCCACCGGCAGGAAAGGCCACCCGGAAAAAUUCAUUUUCGACCGCAGAAGAAAAUACUCUUCCCACGUUUUCAAAACCAACCUCUUUGCUGAACCCGUCGCCGUAUUCUGCGGCGCUGCAUCCCACAAAUUCUUGUUCUCCAAUGAAAAUAAGUAUGUCACUUCCUGGUGGCCUGAUUCCGUUUACAAAAUCUUCCCGUCUUCCUCUCAAACCUCCUCCAAAGAUGAAGCAAAAAAGAUGCGCUUUAAAAUCCUUCCACAAUUCUUAAAACCGGAAGCCUUGGAGAGAUAUAUUAGUAUUAUGGAUCACAUAGCUCAAAGACACUUCGCUGAUGAUUGGGAAAAUAAAAAUGAAGUAUUUGUCUUUUCUUUGACGAAAAGAUACACUUUUUGGUUAGCUUGUCGUUUGUUUUUAAGCAUUGAUGAUCCUCACCUUGUCGCAAAAUUAGCUGGGCCUUUUCAUUGUGUGGCUUCCGGAGUCAUUUCUAUGCCCAUUAAUUUACCUGGAACCAAGUUCAACCGCGCCAUAAAGGCGGCGAAUUUUGUCAGGGAGGAGGUUGUAAAGAUCAUCAGACGAAGGAAAAUCGAUCUUGCAGAGGGAAAGGCAUCACCGAUACAAGAUAUAUUGUCACAUAUGUUGUUGGCAAGUGAUGAGAAUGGAGAAUUCAUGGGUGAAAUGGAUAUUGCUGAUAAGAUUAUAGGAUUAUUAGUGGGUGGACAUGAUACUGCAAGUGCUACUUGUACUUUCAUUGUUAAGUUUCUUGCUGAGUUCCCUCAUAUUUAUCACAAAGUUUACAAGGAACAAAUGAAGAUUACAGAGUCAAAAUGUGGAAAUAAAUUGUUGAACUGGGAUGACAUCCAAAAGAUGAAAUAUUCAUGGAAUGUGGCUUGCGAAGUGAUGAGACUGGCGCCACCAGUGCAAGGUGCUUUCAGGGAAGCUAUAAGUGACUUCACUUUCAAUGGGUUCUCCAUUCCAAAAGGCUGGAAAAUAUUGUGGAGCCCUAACUCAACGCAUAGAAAUCCGGAAAACUUCAUCCAACCGGAGAAAUUUGACCCGAGUAGAUUCGAAAGAGAAGGGGCAGCUCCUUUCACAUUUGUUCCCUUUGGUGGAGGCCCUAGGAUGUGCCCUGGAAGAGAAUAUGCUCGUUUGGAGAUACUUGUUUUCAUUCACAAUUUGGUGAAAAGAUUCAAGUGGGAGAAAGUUUUUCCCCAUGAAAAAUUUAUGAUUGAUUUUCCAAUGCCAGUGCCAGAAAAGGGCCUUCCAGUUCGCCUUUAUCCUCACAAAGCAUGAAUUGGAUGAAAUUUAUUAUAAUAAAGGAAAUGGAUGUACGUUUAGUCGGUGAAGAUUGUGUGUUUGAAACAAACUAGCGUUAGAAGUCCAUACGUUUAUGUAGAGGAAUGUGAAGCAAGCAUGAGGAGGUAAUCAAGGAAGCACAAAACAAGCAAGCUAAUAGAAGAAGUGGCUUCUUCCUAUUUCUCAAUUAUUGUUGACAAUAGAGUAAUAAACUUGCAUACAAAUUUGCAUACUACGAA